CUGUGUGGAGAUAGAGGCAUUCGGAAAGGCUGCUAGCUUCAGGACUGUUUCUUUUCUGGAAAGAAUCCACACUUAUCCUUUUGUGACAACAGGGUUUGAAGGGCAAGCAUUGGCUGGAUUCUCCCAUUCCAUCAAAACAGUGGUGUAAAUGUGUGAGAGAGAAGGCAUCAAAGUAACAGGCACCAGGUCACACUGAAUUGGGCUGAUGAGCUGCAAAACCACAUCAGGAAUGUUGCAGGUCUCUGUGCUUCUGAUCUUCUUGAAUCUUGCUGUCUAUGGGAUCACCCAAGUUUCCAAUGAAACCCUAACUCUGGAAGCCAAGCCACAACAUGCUCUGAGAGGUGAGAAGAUUGCCAUCAACUGCCGGGCCCCAUUCUGGACCUUGAGGAGGCAUAAGCUUUUCAAAUUGUAUCGGAAUAAUUGGUUUAUAAAACAAACUAAAGAUGGUUCAUUCACCAUAAAAAGUGCAAAGCAUUCAGAUGAAGCAUCUUAUUGGUGUAAAUUAACAAUUGGCUCUCGACAGUGGGUUUCGAACCACCUAAGCAUCAGAGUAUCAGAACGCUUUGCCAAGCCCGUACUGAGGGUGGAGCCGGCGGCUGAAGUAUUUGAGGGGCUCCGGGUCACAUUGACGUGCAUUGCUCGGAGAGCACGGCGCUCCAUCCGGCUUCACUACACAUUUUACAGAGAUGGCAGCGCCCUGGAGACAGCGCCGGAUGCUGGCGGUGUGUACACGAUCAACGCAGCGGCUGCAAACGUUUCUGGGAAUUACGCCUGUGAAGCGAUUGAGAUGAAUUCUGGUCCGAGGAAGAGGAGCGACAAUGUUCACCUUUACGUAAAACAGGCGUUCGCUGUCCCGAAGCUGACUGUGUAUCCUGAGGGACAGCUAGUUGAUGGCCAAUGGUUUAAGCUGAUGUGCACGGUUGAAGAGAAUCUCUCUGGAGCUUUCUUGUGGUACGGCUUUUACAGAAAUGGGAUCCCUCUCCAGUCUCCAUCCGACCACAGCGAUUACAUCUCUGAGCCAGCUCGCCCAGCCGACUCGGGUACUUACCAUUGCGAAGUUACGGGCAGUAAGGUGCGGAAACACAGUAAUCAGCUCCAUUUGUCCAUCAGGCGAAUUCCAGUGUCAAAGCCAGAGCUAAUAAUUCAACCCGAAAAGGAGCUAAUUGAAGGAGAUGUGGGAUCCUUAAUCUGUUUAGUCUCUCAUGGUUCUCUGCCAAUUUAUUACCAAUUCUACAAGCGCUCAGGCGUGGAAAUGUUCUGGGAGCUUUCCAACACUACCAAGUGUGUUUACAACAUUGGAGCCAUCAGCAGAAGGGACAAAGGGAUUUACCAUUGCUCGGUGAGAAAUGAGGUGACAGGCCCUCUUCAGAGUGAUGGCAUUGAGCUCACAGUGAUAGUUCCUGUCACAGAUGCUGUGCUGAUACCCCGCACCAACGGGACUGAGAUACAGCCCGGGGAAUGCCUUGUUCUCCGGUGCCUGGUGAGGGAAGGCACUGAGCCCCAGUUCAUUUGGUACCGAGACAACGUGCCGCUAAGGAACGGCAGUGCGAGCUCCCAUGUGACUGCCGAUGGUGGUGAGCUGGUUAUUCAUUCAUUCCGGAGAGACAGUGUCGGGAGGUAUCACUGUGCAGCGAUCAACACAGGAACCGACGGCACCAUUUUUAACGUGACCAGCGACUAUAUCGAAUUCACGCUGCGAGCUCGGAGUUAUUCCACGGAGAUCAUGGCCUCGCUCGUCCCAGUUCUGCUGUUCGCCGGCCUGAUCGCGUCGGCAUGGUUCAUCCACCGGAGGGGGCACACAGCCAAUUCCUCAACUGUGUCACAGGCCAAGAGAUCCCAAGCUUCUGGUGAAGCGGCAGCAGCCAGCAACCUGGAGUAUGCAGUAAUCGGAGCAGCACACAAUGCUGAAAACACCACUGCGGACCUGGAUUAUUCAGUGGUCACCUUUAAGAAGAGAACAGAUGCUGGCAGCAGUGUUGGCGUCUCCUCCAACAGGAAGAAGGAUCCCAAUCCUGACCCGGAUGAUUAUUAUAUCACAUAUGCCACACUGAAAUAUAGUGAGCCCUCAGAGGGAGAAGACAGAGCGGAUGGAAACAUUUAUGAGAAUAUCCUGCUCAACUAAGAGGGAAGAAAACAGAUGAGGGGUGGCUCAUUUGAUUCCAUACACUGUUUGAUUAAGAGGUAUAAUAUUUGUGCCAUGUACAGUUAACAAACUUGUGAACUUUGCAUUGGAAACUGUGUUUCACAAGCUAUUUGAUUCUGCUCAUUUUUGGCUUGAGAAGCUACCUGCAUGUCGCUGCAUCUGUCAAUCUAUUCUGCACCGUAUAUCCAGCUGGGUUUUGAAUUUACCAAAAUAUUCUGGCUGCUGGUGGUCUUUGGAAAUUUAAUGCAUGCCUCUCCUUUACUGUCACACACAUAUCUGCGGAUUGAGCUUUUCAGUUGGUGCAUGUUUAAGGGGAAGAAUACAUCAUCUGUCCUCUUCUGUACAUGGGUGAGCAGGAAUCUAUCCCAUUCUAACCAACUUUGAACAGGAAUCUGACACAUGCAAGAUAUGAAAACAGAAACCAGCUAGUUUCAACGGUUACUUUCCUGAGUGAAAAAGACCUGUGUGGGCCUCUGUGUGGACCUGUUUAGGUGUGGGGUUUGAACGA
Molecule: messenger RNA, 2651 nt
Organism: Stegostoma tigrinum
Lineage: Eukaryota; Metazoa; Chordata; Chondrichthyes; Orectolobiformes; Stegostomatidae
Product: Fc receptor-like protein 5
Exons: 14
Coding region: 206-2122 (638 amino acids)
Biological process (GO): cell surface receptor signaling pathway
Molecular function (GO): transmembrane signaling receptor activity
Source: RefSeq, a predicted model, not a curated record